Molecule: messenger RNA, 675 nt
Organism: Pelobates cultripes (western spadefoot toad)
Lineage: Eukaryota; Metazoa; Chordata; Amphibia; Anura; Pelobatidae
Source: the annotation of a GenBank genome assembly
AUGUUACACCGCAGCAGGUGGACAGCUGAGAGGGGGAGAGACGGCCGCUCUCUUCGGCCUGCCAGUGACGGGGCAGAUUCAUUGGGGUCCUACCCCCCACACCCCCAGGGACUGGCAGGGGUGAUCCUGGUCCACCCCAGGGAGGCAACCCUGCUCCUCAAGCCAAAUAAGCAGUUACCGUUCAAACAGCAGACAGCCACAGACACACAGAAAAUGGCGGACGCCACGCACUCACGCACAUCCUGGGACCUCGAAGCCAGGCUGGACAGCUUGUUUAAUGCCUUCUGGAGAAAGCUGGAACUCAGACAGCGGCAGGUACGGUUGCCAAAAGUUACAAAAAACUUACCUCACAAGCUACCAUCACAAGCACGCGGCAAGCUCAUGGCACCUAAGAUACAGGUGGAUCAAAAAUGGGGGAUCAAAAGACCCAGUUUACUAAGACAGCGAGCCGCCUAUCGGAACCCUGCCAGGCAUCCCGGCAAGAGAAUGGCAGAGAACGAUACAACAAGAAACCUGCCACAACCAGACCAGGCCACAACAAAGCCCAAUGCACAGCUCAUACCGGAGCACGAGGCCACACCGGAGAAGCCUGCAAAUCUCUGCAAAUUUACCUUCCCUCUGCAACAUGCAUGCGGGACCCUACUCGGAGGGGCAACAGAGACUUUCGGGGCAUGA